GAUAGUUUUAGUCGGCGCCAAUAGCACCAACUCGCCGUUCCAAGGAGCUCUAGAUCCGGCGAACGUGCGCGCUGUGCUUCGAUGCUCAAUAGAGGAAAGCUCGAAGCAAAUUACAGCCAAUAACUUCCUGAAUAGACCAGUUAUAUAAAGCUAAUGAAUUAGAAAAAUUUCACAAAGUUUAAGAAGCAAGAAAUCUUCGGAAAUUGGCCCGGAACGGCCUUACCGGAAGCCAACAUGCGGAAAUCAAUAUUAUUCAUCGUAAUUAUCGGAAUCAUUUGCAUACAAGAAGCCACUGCGAGAAAACGCAAAAGGAACAUCAAGGGACCGUGUGCUGGACGUGACUGUAGGAACCUAGGACCAUGUUCUUUCUGUGUUUCGGAGAAGGGAAAUAGGGGGUUUCCCGGGAGACAAGGAGAUGUUGGAACAACCGGACCUCCAGGAUUUCCAGGCCCAGAGGGUUUGUCAGGUCCGAAAGGAGAAAAGGGUUAUCCUGGUAGAAUUGGAGCGAGGGGACAGUCUGGAAGCAGGGGAGAAACCGGUGCACCGGGAUAUGCAGGAGUCAACGGAUUGCCUGGACAUCCUGGAGAACAAGGGCCGGUAGGACAUCCGGGACUUGAUGGGUGUAACGGAACGGAAGGAGAUCUGGGUCCUCGUGGAGAAGCCGGACCACCUGGGCUACCAGGACCUGUGGGUCGGGAUGGCGCUCCUGGCGAAAAAGGUGAACCUGCAUAUGUCGAUGACGCUUCUAUGAUCAAAGGAGCCUCGGGAGAAGACGGCCCUAUUGGCCCAGAAGGAAGGCCUGGCAUUCAGGGCCCAGUUGGACAAAUGGGCCCCAUGGGAUACGACGGUCCGCCCGGACCCCCUGGCCCUCCUGGUCGAAAAGGACAAAAGGGAGACGAAGGGAAUGAAGGGAUCGGUUAUCAAGGAGAAAAAGGAGAAAAGGGAUCCAUUGGUACCGCCGGAGGACGACCUGAUUUUCUUGAACGAAAUCCACCUGGCUUCACACAACCUCUCAAAGGACUUCCUGGUAGAAACGGAAGUAAGGGUUACAAAGGAGAAAAGGGAGACAUUGGAUUCCCAGGAUUUGUUGGACCACCGGGCUUCGAUGGCAUGCAGGGUGAAACAGGAGAGAAAGGUGUUCGGGGGCCCGCAGGGCCUCGUGGACCUUCUGGCGUGCCCGGAGUGAAUGGCUUCAAUGGAAGAAAGGGAGAACCUGGGGACGAUGGAAGACCAGGAACUGAUGGUGCACAAGGUCUAAAAGGCGAAAGAGGGGUACCGGGAUCUGAAGGAAUUCCUGGAUUCCGCGGACUUGAUGGUCUAGAUGGCCCAUCAGGGCCUCCUGGUUUCCCAGGUCCCGAAGGAGAAAGAGGAAUCAGGGGAGAAACAGGCAUUCCCGGACUUGAUGGCCAAUCUGGUUUGCAUGGGGAAAAAGGCGAACGAGGAAACCGUGGACCAGCAGGGUCACCGGGUGACAGUGUGCAGGGGGAGAAAGGAAGAACUGGACUCAAAGGACUUGAUGGACUUGACGGUGUGCCUGGGCCCGCUGGUUUGCCUGGUGACAAGGGUUCUCGAGGAGAUGUUGGCGCUCCAGGGCGAUCAGUCAAAGGCGAAAGUGGCAAAGAUGGAAUGGACGGUCUUCCUGGUUUACGUGGUCUUCAAGGACCUAGAGGUCGUCCUGGUGAAUCAGGAAAGCUCAUUUAUGACGGUGAAAAUAUAGUUGGUGAAACUGGGCCUACGGGAGAUGUUGGAGCAAAGGGUGCAAAGGGGUUGAAAGGUGAAAUGGGACCUACGGGAUUGAUGGGCAUGAAAGGUGAUCAUGGAGGAGAAUGUGACUGCGCAGAUGCCGUGGGUGAACGAGGAGACCCCGGUUCAAGAGGACCUCCUGGAUACCCAGGUCGCAAUGGCCUUCCUGGUAUACCAGGAAGAGAAGGGGAAAGAGGACCACCCGGUGAAAAUGGUGCAAUGGGAACUCCUGGAGACCUAGGACCUCGAGGUUUUUCGGGCAUUCCUGGACCUCCUGGAAGAAAAGGUGAGCCUGCAACUGGUGACAUAUUCAAAGCACAGAAAGGGGAGCAAGGUGUUCCAGGGGGACAGGGUCCCCCAGGACUGGAUGGUCUACCUGGACGAGCUGGUGGAAUUGGUGGUCCUGGAGCUAGAGGAGAAAAGGGAGAACUAGGACCCAUAGGAAAACCUGGCAAGCCUGGCCCUCAAGGUUCGGAUGGCGAAAGAGGAAACCCUGGUCGGCCUGGACGGGAUGUUGAAGGAACACCUGGAGCCAGAGGUUUGAAAGGAGAGUCUGGACGUCCAGGUUUACCUGGUAUAACUGGAUACCCCGGAAAACAAGGCCCACCUGGUGAAGCGUUAGAAGUAGAGGUGCCGAGGGGGGAAAAGGGAUUGAUGGGUCUGCCUGGCCCACCGGGGUUACCAGGAUCAAAAGGAGACACGGGUGACAUGGGAAGACCAGGUGUUGAUGGGUUGGCAGGAGUAGUUGGUGAAUCUGGAGAACCAGGGCCUCCGGGGCUACCUGGCCUCCCAGGACCUAAAGGCUUCCCUGGGGAAACUGGUGACAAGGGUGGUCCAGGACCACCUGGUCGAGAUGGGUAUGAUGGUGAUUAUGGGGUCCCUGGCCCUCCGGGAGAGAAAGGAGUAAAGGGAGAACGUGGUGUUUCAGAUAUUCGAGGAAGGACAGGAGGAGAAGGUCCAAAGGGUAAUCCCGGUAAAGGUGGAGGGAAAGGCCCUGUUGGUGAACCUGGUACACCAGGAGAGCCAGGCAAAAUGGGUGCAGAUGGCAAGCCAGGACCGGAUGGAGAGCCCGGCUUAAUAGGACCAGCUGGAAGACUAGGACCGCCAGGACAAAAAGGAGAAUCUGCUUUUGAAGGCCGACCUGGAGACAGAGGGCCUACUGGCCCACGUGGCCCUCCUGGAUUAAUUGGGGUAACAGGUCCAAAAGGAGAGAUUGGUGGGGCCGGCCCUCCUGCCACUGGUAAAUUUAAAGGAAUGAAAGGAUUCCCUGGACUGCCUGGAAAAUAUGGUGAAAAAGGUUUCACAGGCCCCCCAGGACAAGCUGGAGAACCAGGAAGACCAGGGUUUGAAGGAUUCCCAGGUCCCAAUGGAAUGAUGGGAGUAAUUGGCUCUGUUGGACUGCCUGGACCUCCUGGAAAAAUGGGACAAAAAGGAUCAUACGGACCAGAAGGACCGAAAGGAGACACUGGACGAGAAGGAAUCCCUGGUGAUGUGGGGGGAAGAGGCGACGUCGGUAGUAAAGGUCCUAAAGGUGAAAAAGGUCAACCAGGUGAAGCUUUGAAUGUGACUAUUGUUGGACAAUUAAUGGCAUCCAAACAUGGAGAACCUGGUGCGCCAGGGGAGAGAGGUUUACCAGGACUACCAGGAAUGAUUGGUAUGACUGGUAAGAAAGGUGAAGAAGGCGAUCCGGGUAAAAAAGGAGAACCAGGUGAAGCAGGACCAUCAACCGGUGGAUUGCCAGGAAGACCUGGAUUGGAUGGAUUGAAUGGCGAAGACGGAGAAACUGGAGAACCAGGGUUGCCGGGUUUGAUUGGAGAAUCAGGGGAAAAGGGCGAUGUUGGUAGACCUGGACCAAAUGGAUUGCCUGGUCCUUCUGGAGAAACAGGUCAGCCUGGCAGAGAUGGUCCCGAAGGUUCACCAGGUCUGGCAGGACUAGACGGACUCAAUGGAAUGAACGGGGAUAAAGGUACAAAGGGAAGACCAGGUCUGUCUGGUAUCGUUGGUAUAUCUGGUAUGCCUGGUACCAGGGGCAUUAGAGGAGAUAGAGGAUUCACUGGCCCUCCAGGCACUCCAGGUGAAAAGGGAAUGGUAGGAUUUCCAGGUAGAAAUGGAAUUGAUGGUUUGAAUGGAAGAACUGGUUUGUCAGGACCUACUGGGACGAAAGGAGAAAAAGGUGAUGCAGGUAUUUCUGGUCUGGAUGGACUAGAUGGAACGGAUGGAACAAACGGACCAAAAGGACGCCCAGGGUUCUCUGACGUUCCUGGACCAGCUGGAAGCAUUGGUUUACCAGGACUACAAGGACCACCAGGAGAAAGUGGAUUACCUGGGUUAUCUGGGUCUCAGGGACGUCAAGGAGAUCGGGGUGAUGUUGGACUUCCUGGAUUAGGAGGAAGACAAGGUUUCCCUGGUGAUGCAGGGUUGCCAGGUUUCCCAGGUGAAAAAGGUGAAGCAGGACUCAAUGGAAGGCAAGGAUUGCCCGGACCACCAGGCCCGCCUGGCCCAGAAGGAGAAAUAGGAUUGCCUGGAAAUGCGGGAGAAAGAGGAAUGAGGGGAAUGAAUGGUAAUCCUGGACUUCCAGGAAGAGAUGGACGCCCGGGUUCACCUGGAGAAAGUGGAUCUCCUGGAGAUAUUGGAGAGAGAGGAGACAAAGGCAUGAAAGGAAUGUCAGGUCUCACUGGAAUUCAAGGUCCAGACGGUGCAAAAGGAAAUGCAGGAUUGCAAGGACAAAUUGGAAGACCAGGAUUCCCUGGCAGACCAGGAGAACGAGGUGACGCAGGACCACCAGGUCGAUCACUAGAACCAGAAAAUGUUCCUCCUGGUCCAAAAGGAGAAAAAGGACGACGAGGGUUGCCAGGUUUAAUGGGAUUGGAAGGGGAACCUGGACCCAGCGGUAUCGAAGGAUUUAAGGGAGAGCCAGGUAUUCCAGGCAGAAAUGGAAUCAAUGGAAUACCGGGGCCAAGAGGAGAAAGAGGAAGCGAUGGACCCACAGGAUUGACUGGACCACAAGGACCAGCUGGACUCGAUGGAGCACGAGGAACAAAGGGAAGAACUGGAAAACCAGGAAAAUUCAGGCCUGCUGGUCAUUUAAUAGUUCGACAUAGUCAAACAGUUGAUGUCCCAACAUGUCCUGGUGGAACUUCUAAACUGUGGUCUGGGUUCAGUAUGCUGUAUCUGUCCGGAAGUGAACGAGCUCAUGGACAAGAUUUAGGUUCAACAGGGUCGUGUCUUCGUCGUUUCAACACAAUGCCAUUCUUGUAUUGCAAUGUGAAUGAAGUUUGUAAUUAUGCCAGCAGAAAUGAUAAAUCAUACUGGCUUGCAACAACAUUACCGAUACCUAUGAUGCCUGUGGAAACUGGGCUUGAAGAGUACGUCAGCAGAUGCACAGUUUGUGAAUCACAAUCAAUAGCAAUGGCGUUCCAUAGUCAGAGUGAUAUGAUACCUGAUUGUCCAAAUGGAUGGAAAGGACUUUGGUUUGGAUACAGUUUUGUAAUGCACACAGCAUCAGGAGCAGAUGGAAGUGGUCAGUCGCUAUCAAGUCCAGGUUCUUGCCUAGAAGAUUUCCGAGCAACACCGUUCAUAGAGUGUAAUGGUGCUCGAGGACAUUGCUUUUUCUACAAUAACCAAUUUUCAUAUUGGCUGACGACAAUCAGCAAGGAAGAGCAAUUUACUUCACCUAAAAAAGAGACUCUAAAAGCUGGCAACCUUCGAACAAGAGUCAGUAGAUGCCAAGUCUGUGCAAAAGUACUUUAGAUUCAAACAUGUAAUGAACAACCAUAGAUGAUAAUGAUAUUGCAAUGAAGUACACUUUGAAGGUUGCCAUACUGAAUCAAUAAAACUAGAAAACAAGAAAAGAAAAAACAGAAGUAAACACAGUGUUCCCAUUUGCAAAUUAAGGUGCCAAGUUUUCAAUGAUUUAUUUAACAAUUAUUGCUCCAUCAGCGAACCUCACUUACUUCUAAACAAUGCAAUUACAAUCUCUAUGUCCAUCCAUUACACAGAUCAUUAUUUGGACCAAAAUUCUGCACUAUGUUGUUGUUAUAAGAUAUUUGGAGGUUGAAUUACUUUCAUAACAACAUUGUUAAAAUGCAUAUUUGUAGACUUAAUUUCAGAAAUUAUAAUAUAAGUCUACUCUGAAUAUGUAUAAAAGUGACUUUAAUGAUAAAUUUCAGCAGAAGUUUAAUUUUUUAGCUAUUCCCAGAUAAACUUGGUAAAUACACAUAAAGGGAUCCAAAAAUGUGUAAUACGGUAAUUGUUUUAAUAGUUUAGAAUUGAAUAGUUAAAAUUAGUUUGAUACUUCAUUGCAAUGUUGGUUACCUACAUACCUGUAUCACCUUAUUGAAGAAUAUCUAUUCCCUCCAGCAUAUAUGAAAAUCAGCAUAAAAAGGCCAACGAUAAAUCGAGUAUUUUAAUAUUUUUGUCUCGUGCCUGUUUUUAUUUUUAUGUACAUAGUAUAUGAAAAACGAAUUUCAGCAAAAAUUAUUUUGAAAAAUACAUAGAAAAUCAAAAUUAGAAAAAAAAUUCUACUAGACUCGAUCAAAAAACAAAAUUAGAAUCCUUAACAAACUAUUCAUCACUUUUCUAAAAUUAUUUUUGCUGAAGAAAUAAACCAUAUUAGUGCCUAAAAUUUUUUACUAUUAUUUUUUAUUUAUCAUAUUUUUUGCUGUUGUAUCUAGAAAUCAUCACAUUGUUAUACUUUAUCAAUUGAGUUUAAUCUCAAUCUUAGCAUGGAAUAGAUUUGGGGGCUGAAAUCCAUCCAUUUUCUAAUUUUUCUCCAUGCAGACUUAAUCAGCCUAAAAAGAAAUCUCAAACUAUUUUAAAGGAAUUAGUUGAACUAGAAAUUCUAUAAUACAUUCAUUUGAGAUUUCUAGACCAGUGGUUCUCAAACGGUGGGGCACACUCCACAAGGUGGGUGCAGACAAUUUUUUGCGGGGGCGUGAAGAUGAUUAAAAAUCUAAUUAUUUGUUAGAUUUGAUCCUGUUCGCCUUAUUCUGGAUAAUUACACUCCUUCUAUAUAUUUCAACAUGUUUUUUGAAUAACACAUACCGGUACUUUCGCUUCCCUAUCUGGUAUUUGUAUUGUAGCUUAUUGUUAGCUAGUUUUUCUUAAUCUUAAUUCUAAAAAGAGGGUGCGGCUUAAAAAGUUUGAGAACCACUGUUCUAGGCAAGUCGUCAAAUUUUGGCUUUGACAUUAACAUGCGCAUACCUGUACCAAAGUAAAUAUAGCACACACCCAAUAUUGUUGUCAAUAAAACUCUGGUACAUAAUCUUCUCAUAUAAAAAUAUGAAAAUAAAACUUAUUCGUUCGUUAUUUGGCAUCAAAUCAUGAAUAUUUUUGAUAAAAGCGAGCACUAAUACUUCUGUAAAUCUCGAACUAUAUGAUAUUGUGAAAUUUUCUUAUUUGUUUUCAUCAUUUUGUCUUGUCCUUUACAACUAAUUUGUCUUCCACUUUCUAGAUAAGUGCCGUGAAUGACGCUUUUGAUCAAAGGUCGCUUUAAUUAAAUUAUUCAAUUUUGGGCGCUCCGGAAGCAAGUGUAUCAAGAUGACGCACAACUUGAAACGUAACCGGGUACACAUACUAUGUUCAGGUUGUGCGCCAUCUUGCUACACAUAAUUCGGGAGCACCAAAGUUUGUGCUUAACUCGGAUAAACUUGGACAUGAAAAAUAUAAAAGAAAGUCUGUUUUGUGUGUUGUACUAUCCUGUCUGUUGUUGCUAAAUAUGUAUUGUAUGUUUCAAUCUUUUGUUUUUGGGGAUAUAUUGAAGUUCUGUACUUUCAAUAACAUAUUGAUUUGAGUACAUAUUUCAACAGUAUUACAACUGAUUUGUUUGUUUUGUUGUGUUUUCUUGUUUGUGGAUAAAUGUCUGAAUGAUGCUCUUUAUUAGACGUCCUUAGGUACUCCUGAAGUAUUCGUACCAAGAUGUCGCACAACCUGAACAUAGUAAGUGUACCAGGUUAGGGUUGUGCGUCAUCUUGAUACAAAUACUUCCGGGGUGCCCGUCCUUGCACAGGAAUUAUUCAAUUUCAUGCUCAACUCAAUUAAAUAGGAAAAAUAGGAAUGAAAUUCUUUUUUUUGUGUGUUGUACUGUUUUGUGUGUUAUUGCUGGAUUCUAUGUUUCAAUUUUCAUAGAUAUAUUGAAUUUUUAUGAUUCCAAUCGAAAUUGAGUACUUUCAGUCAGUGUUGCAUGUUAUUAGCAUUAUUUGAACAUUUCAUACUGGCAAACCAAUCGACACUUUAGGUCCAUUACGUUAAUGUGUUAUAUGUACUCAUAUCCAAACCAAAAUCAUGAUUAAUUCAAUGCUCGCAUGGUUAUUCUCAGCCCAAUCGUUAAUUAAAUCCUCUCAUUAUCAGAGGUUUAGCAGAAUCCAACUCUUAACUGUUGCCAGAUUAUUUCAGUCUCGGACUUGUAAUAAAAAUAUUCUUCUACCAUUGAAUACAGCAUAUUACUAUUAUUCUUAUGUUAUUUUUUCUUUGUUGUAUUUACAACAAAAAUUGCUCACAAAGUAAAGUUUCUUUUUCAUGAUGAUUUCAAUAAAAUAUCUCACUUAACACAAAAA
Styela clava is the source of this 8297-nucleotide messenger RNA. RefSeq lists its product as uncharacterized. NCBI's taxonomy places the organism in Eukaryota, Metazoa, Chordata, Ascidiacea, Stolidobranchia, Styelidae. Gene Ontology annotation, molecular function: extracellular matrix structural constituent. The record is from RefSeq and is a predicted model, not a curated record. Gene Ontology annotation, cellular component: extracellular matrix; collagen trimer.